Molecule: messenger RNA, 1620 nt
Organism: Diversispora eburnea
Lineage: Eukaryota; Fungi; Glomeromycota; Glomeromycetes; Diversisporales; Diversisporaceae
Source: the annotation of a GenBank genome assembly
AUGUCAACCAAAAAUAAAAUUCAACAGAGCCACGAAGUUACAAUGGAUUCCACUAAAAAGAACGAAGCUCACAUUGAAGGAGCUUCUCAAAUUGGAAUUGAAGUUCGGAAGGAAGCUGAUUUUUCUACUUGGUAUACUCAGGUUUUGAAACGUUCGGAAAUGUUAGAAUAUUAUGAGGAAGUAUCGGGAUGUUAUAUAAUUAGACCAUUAGCAUAUAAUAUCUGGCAAGAAAUUCAAAAUUUUCUUGAUGCUUCUAUCAAAGAAAUGGGCGUAGAAAAUACUUAUUUUCCGAUGUUUGUUUCACAGAGACAAUUGGAAAGAGAAAAAGAUCAUGUUGAGGGUUUUGCACCAGAAGUGGCAGGUUCUUCCGAGAUGGAAAAUCCCAUUGCAAUCCGUCCUACUUCAGAAACUGUAAUGUAUCCUUAUUUCGCAAAGUGGAUUCGAACUCAUCGAGAUUUACCUCUUAAAGUUAAUCAAUGGUGUAAUGUUGUUAGAUGGGAAUUCAAAAAACCACAACCUUUCAUCAGAACACGCGAAUUUCUUUGGCAAGAAGGUCACACUGCUCACUUUACACAAGAGGAAGCCGAUCUUGAAGUCCGCGAUAUACUUGAACUUUAUCGCAAAGUAUAUGAAGAUUUAUUGGCAGUUCCUGUAAUCAAAGGAGUAAAGUCUGAAAAAGAGAAAUUUGCUGGAGGUCUUUAUACUACAACCAUUGAAGGAUUUAUCCCAACGACCGGGCGAGGAAUUCAGGCAGCUACUUCUCAUUGCUUAGGACAAAAUUUUUCUAAAAUGUUUGAUAUUUUAAUUGAAGACCCCAAUGCUCCCGCAGGUUCUGACGGGAAAAACGCGAAGAAACUUUAUGUAUGGCAAAAUUCAUGGGGUUUGACUACAAGGAGCAUUGGUGUAAUGGUUAUGAUUCAUGGUGACGAUAAAGGUUUGGUACUACCUCCACAAGUUGCCCAAAUUCAAGUCAUUGUUAUUCCUUGUGGUCUGACAGGAAAGACACCUGAAGAGGAAAAGAAAAAUGUUGAAAAAAAAGUAAAUGAAGUAGUGGAAGAACUGAAGUCGGCCGGCAUAAGAGCAAAAUCAGAUCUUCGAGAUACUCAUACUCCAGGAUAUAAAUUUAAUCACUGGGAAUUGAGGGGAGUUCCUCUUAGAUUAGAAAUUGGUCCCCGUGAUUUAACAAAUAAACAAGUCCUUUCUUCUCGCCGUGAUACCAGUGCCAAAGAGCCAAUUCCUUUGGUCGAGCUUAAGACUCGCGUUUCCGCCAUUUUAAAAACUAUACAGAAAGAUAUGUUUGAAAAGGCCAAAAAAAUUUACGAUGCCCAUAGAAAAAUUGUGUUAAAAUGGGAAGACUUUGUACCAUCUUUAGAUGAUAAAAAUCUUGUACUAGUUCCAUGGUGUGAACAAGAAAAAUGUGAAGAUGCAAUUAAAGAACGAAGUUCGAGAAGCAAUGCUGAACAAGAGCCAGAAGAUGAUAAAGCACCUUCGAUGGGAGCAAAAUCCUUAUGUAUUCCUUUUGAACAACCCAAAAAUCCACCUAUAUUAGAGGGUGAAACUACAUGCAUAGCGUGCGAUGCUUACGCAAAAAGAUAUGCUUUAUUUGGGAGAAGUUAUUGA